Symbiodinium necroappetens is the source of this 3492-nucleotide messenger RNA. The record is from the annotation of a GenBank genome assembly. NCBI's taxonomy places the organism in Eukaryota, Dinophyceae, Suessiales, Symbiodiniaceae.
AUGCCGCAUAAGGCCUCCAGCAAAUUUCUGAGCUUCGGUCAUCUGGCCCGCAACCUGGAGUUCAUGAUCAUCAAGAUGGCACAAAUGGAGACAGUGAUGCAAUUGCAGCAAGCCGAGCUCACCGCUGCACAUACCGAAAUCGAGGCGUUGAAAGCUCAUGUCGGCUUGGACGUCCAGCACGUCGCCAUGGCACAGAAGAAAACUCGGGAUCCCCAUGAAGCAGGCGACGUCCUGAAGAGGGUCCUGGACAAGCACCACCGCCAGCGCAAGACGCGCAACUACGACCCCGAUGCCCACAAGGACCUUGUGGCCGAAAAACGCUCCAACUUUCCGGCACGGGAGAGGAGCAAUCGGCCUCGCGAUGUGGCAAUGCUCCAACGUUGGGACCCAUUGGGUAUUGGCAAGAAAGUGGUGGAGACGGGGGGUGACGUUGGCGAGACAGUGGUAGAGACGGGGGGUGAAGUCGCGGAGGAGGGCGUCGGUACUGUCAGAAAUGCCCUGAGCGGCGACUUGGAAGAUCUUGAGAAUGCGUGGGAGAAGGCGGAAGCAAGGGGAAACGCGGCCCAGGUUAAGUUUAUUCAGGGCACUGUGAUCGACACAGUCGAAAAAGCAUCAGUGAUUCUUGGGGUCCUCCCUGGGGGCUUUACAUUCGAUGGGACCUGCAAUGUAACGGCACCAAGCGCUGCUUUGGAGGGCAGGACCCUGACGAUCAACUUUGGCGGACUCCAUUGCUCGCUGCAAAUUGUCGGUAACAGGGAUGACCUCAUCAAUCAGGACUUUGGCGAAAGAAGCGUCACGUUUCCGGAUCCGCUGGCGUCGUACGAUCCGCUUCAGCACUUGCCCCGGCAGCUGCACCUGGUUGUCGGUGCAGGCGUUGAGGGCGUCGAGAGGGUUUUCGCGAUGAUCCGUGAUCUUCUGGAAGAGGAAGGCUGCAACAGAGCAGACACAUUCCACUGCAUGGCCAAGAAAGUGGCGAACCACCUCUUCGCGCCACCCAGGAAUUUUCUGCCGCAGCAGCUAAAGACUAUUGUCGAUGCUGGCCAGGAGAGCGUCCACAGGGUGUUCAGCAUGAUGACGGAUCUUCUGAACACAGCCCACUGCGAUCGAGGCAACACCUUCGACUGCAUGGCGCAGCAGGUCUUUCACUGGCUGCCCCAGCAGCUGCACACGGUUGUGAAUGCGGGCAACGUGUUCCACUGCAUGGCCAAACUAGUGGCACCCUAUCUCACGGAGAUCGUGCCACCCAUCAAUGGGCUCCCCGAGCAACUGCACACUGUUUUCAAUGUUCUUGCAGGCUCGCCGGUCAACUCCAUCAAGAGCUUAAUGGCUAUGGGGAAUGACCUGAUGCACUGCGAGAACUUCGAGUCCGGCCAAGACGUCACGAAAUGCCUUGGCUUCAAGAUCGUCGAACAGGUGCCUCCCUUGAGCUUCUUGAACAACCUGGGUGAUGUGAUCGGUGAGACCCUGAACACUUUUACAAAGGCGACCACUUCCUUAGCAAUGAAGGCCUUACGGGCCUGCACUUCCCUUGUCCAGAAAGCCAGUGUGUCCGCGUUUCCGCCUGUCGGAAACAUGCCCGUGCGCCACCAGCGGGGCAACCUGGUCGUCGAGAUGCACUCGCAAGAAAUGCAUCCCUCACUCUUGCAGUUCUCUUCGGCAGAGGGGCAAAAGCAGGAAGUCCUUCGCUCGGACGUGUCAGGGAUCAGUUAUGAGGCUGGGGAUGACGUCCACUUCACCAACUUGAUCACGCAGUUUAAUGGCAGGGAGGCCGAUUCUGGCUCUUGCUUGGCUUUUGCUCCCCGGAGCAAGAACGGAGCUCAGGUUGGCAACCACCAGGAGGCGACGAAAGAGGACUGGACGUCGGCAACGAAGGAGGAUUUCGUCCAGCUGGAGCCUUGGGCCGUGCCCUGCGACCUCCCGUGGAUGAAGGAGAACGGGGCUUUCAUCGUUGGUCCACAUGGGCUGCAUGCUGGCAAAUCGCACCAAGCCAGUGUGACAGAGAACUGGAACAAGUGGCAGGGCUACUCCUUCUACACCGGCGGGACGCCUGUCGAGAAGUGCCUGAAAGUUACCUUCUCCCUGAAGAUUGAGGCUGUGGUGGCCACAGUGGUGGGCUUGAGUUUCGAUGUUGUGCCUGAAGAACUCCUCGAGCUGAUCACAACCGUGUGUUGGCCGAACCAGAUGCCGGGCAGCAGUGAGGACAUUAUGCUGUCCGUCCUCCGUACGGAGAUCAGAACCGCCGGCCACCUCCUCUUCCGCGCCACAACGCGGCUCGCAAAGCGUUUCGGGCAUGGUACGUUCUUCGAGCCAAAGAACUGGGGCAAGGGCUUCCAAACACAUGCGUCUUCGAUUUAUGCCGUCCCAUGGGAGAGUGGAACUGCAAUCGAACCCAUGUCGCUUCUGGACAGCAAUCGCAGUGACCAAGUUGAAGGACAUGGCGAAAAGACGGGGUCCUGGUACUGGAGGCCCGAGCCUGAGGAGCUCUACCUGGCUUCCGUCGACUAUGGUGACUCCAUGGAGCCCAAGAAGACCUGGGAGAUGCGAGGGGCAGAUGCCAUGCUUCACUUGAGCGAAAUGCAGGAUGCUCGAAAGCAGGACCAGGAGAAAGCAGUCGAGCUCUUCAACUUGAAGAAGACGGGAGCUGCGAACUUCCACAUCCAAGGCCUCCUCGACGGGAACCGCCUGGAGUUGGGGGUCCAGAUGGGUUUCGGACCUUUCCAGAGCCCAAGUGUAAAGGUACCUGUGGCUGACAUCGGAGUGCAAGUUGCUACGAUCCUUGAAGCAAUCCCCUGGAUGUCUGCCGACACUAAGAAGACAGCCAUUGCAGCUAUAAGAGACUCCUGGCCAGGACGCACCGAGCUAGUUAGGCGCCAACCAGCUGCCCAGUCUUCCAUGGUGGCCUGGUUCAAGAGCGAGGACGCCAACUCAGCUUGGAAAAGCGCGGUGGGCAGCUGGCAGGGUCGCGUGACGAAGGGCAGCGUCACCAGGAAGGUCGAGGCUGGGCACGGAGCUAAAUUUCCGGUCGCAUACCUCACCGGCGACACCAACACUGGAAUAGACUUCGGCCAGAUCAUGAAGCCGGACUUCACCAUUUGCUCCGUCACCCGCUAUGUAGAGGGAGGAGCAAACAAGCGCAUUCUCCAGAACAACCAGCCAAACUGGCUGCACGGACACUGGAUGGGGCGCGUGGGCGUUACGUACUACAACACGUGGGUGAACCACGACGGGCAGCACACGGGCUUGACCGACUGGCUCGUCAUGUGCGGCAACAGCGCAGGGGUUGUCUUCAGGGGCCAGGAGAGGAAGAACAUCGGACAGGAUGCGGCAGUGAAGUCCAACGGAGACUUCCACUUGUUCAUCAACGAGGGCGAGCUUCAAGAGGUGUCGGACUUUGGCGUCAUGGAGGUCAUUGUUUGGAACCGGGCGCUUUCGGAACACGAGAUGUGGACCAGCAUGAAGUACCUGAAUUCGAAGCUUUCUGGUUCUGAGUAG